AUGAAUGAUUACGUUCUACUCUAUAUUUGUGCUAUUUAUGAAGAAUCUCCGUGGACCGUUAGAUGCGUUUCUCAAAAAAGACGUGAAGUGGAGACGGAGCUCUAA
Messenger RNA from Haemonchus placei, 105 nucleotides. NCBI's taxonomy places the organism in Eukaryota, Metazoa, Nematoda, Chromadorea, Rhabditida, Trichostrongylidae. The record is from the annotation of a GenBank genome assembly.